AUGUCACGGAAAUUGAUCCGGACUGAGAGAAUGUCAAUACCACAGGCAACCUUCUGGUUCUUGAAGCAUUAUUUACAAGAUCAGACAAGUUUCAAUAUCACUUUCUCUACCCGUAUGUCUGGGGAUUUGCGCAUACCUGAUCUUGAGAAUGCAAUUCGUGUUGUUGGCGAGAAACAUGAGAUUCUGCAGACGUGUUUCUUCGAGCAAGAGCCAGGCGAACUUGUCCAAGGCAUCCUCGAGAAUCCUCCAUUCCACCUUGAACAGAAGGACAUCGAACAUGAAGAUGAAGUCAGGGUAGAAUUUGAAAGGGUCCGAACCCACGUGUACGACAUUGAACAGGGCGAAACACUUCGUGUUGUUCUUUUGAAGUUGUCUCCCGAUACUAAUUACAUCAUCGUCGGGUAUCCUCACAUUGCUUUGGACGGUCACAGUUUCAGCAUAUUCUUCUCUGAGGUCCAAGAAGUGUACAAUGGCAAUCGACUCAAGCCAGCAAUGCUCAGGUAUACCGACUUUGCAAACAAUACACGAAGUGCGAUCGAGGAAGGUUUGAUGGAGAAUGAACUUCGCUUCUGGAGAGAGGAAUUCGCUACUCUUCCUGCCCCUCUGCCUCUGUUUCCUUUCAAGGAUGUCACGCAUCGUCGUCCAGUAACCACAUACGCGCAGAACAUGGUCGACCACCGACUCGACCAAGCUCUAGGCCUCAAGAUUAGGGAGGUCGCUCGCAAGAACCAUGCAACUUCAUUCCACUUCUUCCUCACUGCGAUGAAAGCACUCCUAUUCCGAUUAUUGGAUACGGAUGACCUCUGUAUCGGUAUCGCCGACGCUAACAGAUCCGAGAAGAACGCCAUGGAGGUCAUGGGUCUGUUUCUGAAUCUCCUGCCGUUGCGCUUCCGGGAGGUUAAGAAACAAUCUUUCGCGCAAGCCAUCAAGGAGACCCGCGACAAAGCGUAUGCUGCUCUUGCAAACGACCGGCUACCAUUCGACACAUUGGUUAAUGAGCUGAAUAUUCAGAGAGACGUUACCUACAGUCCGCUGUUCCAAGCAUUCUUCGAUUAUCGUCAGACAACCCCUGAGAAGCAACCCUUCGGAAAUUGCACAACUGAUGAUGAUAUCUGGGAUUUCGGUCGCACCUCGUAUGAUUUCAACAUCGACAUCAUGGAGAGUAUUACUGGGGAUUCCGUCAUCACACUCAAAACUCAGGCAGGCUUGUAUUCAAGAGAGGAUACAGAACAACUCAUGAGCAUGUACAUCAAUUUGUUGCAAGCUUUCGUUGCAAGCGCCAGAGUACGACUGGAUGACCCAACUGUUGCUACUCCUGAUGAAACAAAACAAGUGGCAUUGCUUGGUGAAGGCAAUUCAAUGAUCCCGGAAUGGCCGGCAACACUGGUCCACCGAAUAGAUGACAUUAUCAAGCAACAUCCAGACAGAAUCGCUGUCAAGGACGGAAAUAACACGAUUCUGACAUACAUCGAGUUGCUCGAACGGGUCCAAGGGAUCGCCUUGGCAUUGGUCAAAAGUGGUGUGACGGCUGGGUCAAGGGUGGCAAUGUUCCAGGAGCCGUCUGUAGACUUUGUCUGUUCCAUGCUUGCGAUCCUGCGCAUCAACGCGGUCUAUGUCCCUCUCGAUCUUCGCAAUCCCAUACCCCGUCUUGCCAGAACUGUCGCUAAUUGCCAGACUGUCGCAAUUCUUGCCCACGACAAGACCAUGUACGAUUGUCCGGGGCUGAGCUCUACCGCGACGAUAAUCAACGUCACGGGUCUGUCAUCUUCUGAGACCAUUCCUAUAUCGGCUCUUCCAGGAAGUCCAUCAAUGAUACUGUACACGAGCGGAUCGACUGGAGAACCUAAAGGCAUCGUGCUCCUUCACUCCGGAUUGGCCAAUGAGCUCGAGGGGUUCACAAAGGAAUAUGAAGUCAAAGCUGAGACGAUCUUGCAACAAAGCGCAGUUAGUGUUGAUAUCUGUAAUGCCCAGGUCUUCACUGCUCUCACUCUUGGUGGCACGCUUUACGUCGUUCCCAAGGAGAAGCGUGGCGAUCCACUUGAGUUGACCAAUCUGAUUCUCAAAGAGAAAAUCACUUACACCAAGGCCACUCCAUCCGAAUACUCAGUCUGGAUCCGGUAUGGCAAGGACGUAUUGUCUCGUUGUACACAGUGGAAGACCGCUUGGAGUGCUGGUGAGAGUCUGGCCCCGCAGCAAGCUCUUGAGUUCCGGACCUUGGGCUUGCAACAGCUUCGCUUGUUCAAUUCAUAUGGUCCUGCAGAGAUUUCGAUAUCUUGCACGAAAAUUGAGAUACCAUACUGGAAUGAAGACGACCUUGUAAUUUCUGCUGGUCGCCCAAUCCCGAACUACUCAAUCUAUGUCGUUGACAAAGCCCUCAAGGGACUCCCUGCUGGCGUCGUUGGGGAGAUCUGCAUUGGUGGGCCUGGAGUCGCGCCAGGUUAUCUUCAUAAUGACGAGCUUACUAAGUCGAAAUUCAUACCGAAUCCUUUCGCAACCGCAGAUCAGAAAAGUCGUGGCUGGACUAGAAUGUACCGCACCGGUGAUCGUGGAUAUUUGGCUUCAGAUGGCACGCUACUGUUCAAAGAACGUAUCAAUGGAGACACCCAAGUCAAGCUGCGUGGCCUUCGAAUCGAACUUGGCGACAUCGAAAGCACAAUCGUUCGAGCUGGAAAUGGCAUGGUAACCGAAGCAAUCGCUUCAGUGGUUGGAGAUCCUGCUUUCAUUGUGGCACACGUUGUGUUAUCGAAUGUGGAAUCCGAGAAUCAGCAAUCCUUCCUAAGCGAUCUCCAAGCAAAAUUGGAACUCCCUCAAUAUAUGGUCCCAGCUUUGAUCAUACCAUUGGACAAACUACCACUCACGCCCCAAGCAAAGGUAGACAGGCGAGCCAUCCAAGCCUUGCCUUUACCAACAGCCGCCUCCCAGCCGAAAUCACACCACGAACUCACCACAAUUGAGAUCCAAGUCGCCAACAUCUGGGCAAAAGUCAUUCCAGAGCAAAUCCUCGGUAGUGUGAUGCUAGAUGCUGACACGGACUUCUUCAAGAUUGGCGGUAACUCACUCCUCCUCGUCAGACUGCAAUCCAUGAUCCGAGAGCGUUUCAAUAUCGUACUUCCGCUCGUCAAGCUCUACGAGUGCAGCACACUCGGCAAACUAGCAGCUGUGAUCCAAGAGUCCUCUGUACUACAGCCCAUCAUCUGGGAAGACGAAGUCAGACUCAAGAUCUCGCACGUCCGCGGUGCUGAGCUCGAGAACCUCAAACCUCUCAGAACGACAAAGAACAAACGAGUGCUCCUCACAGGUGCUACCGGAUAUCUAGGGAAACACAUCCUCGCCCAACUCGCACUAGACCCAACCGUAGCAGAAAUCCACUGCGUCGCCAUCCGCUCAAAAGAAGGCCAAGGUCUCGAAGAAUCCCGGAUCAAGAACCCCUCCGACAAAAUCAUCGAAUACGGCGGCGAUCUCUCAUCUCGUCGUCUUGGGCUCUCAGCCGAAGACUUCCACUCCCUCACUGAAUCCAUCGACCUCAUCAUCCACAGCGGCGCCAACCGCGCCUUCUGGGAAGACUACCGCGUGCUGAAGAAAACCAACGUCUCCUCUACAAUCGAACUCGUCAACCUCGCCGCCCGCCGCAAGAUCCCCAUUCAUUUUCUCUCGUCUGGAGGUGUACUCCUCCUCGGCGAUGUCAAACAUCCACAAAUCCACCCCGUUUCUGUCGCGCAGUCUACGCCUCCUGAAGAUGGAUCGAAUGGUUACGUGGCGUCGAAAUGGGCCGCUGAAGUCUAUCUUCAGAAUGCAGCGAAGAGACUGCGUAUACCCGUUUUCAUCCACCGCACUACUCCAUGCUCCCAGGAGAACAGCAGUAUCCCAGCCGGAAUGCUCGACUCCAUCGUCCGCCUCUCAACCCAAAUCAAAGCUUUCCCCAUCCUAGACGACUGGGCCGGAAGUCUGGACCUCAUGUCCGUAGACAGUAUGGCGCGGGACGUGCUCUCCACCACAUUUACCAAUUCCUCACCCUCGUCCUCCUCCAACACAACCGAAGACGCCGAGACCAAAAAACCAAUCUUCAUCCACCACGCCAGCCACGUCAAGAUCUCAUCUGAGGAGAUCAGCCGUGUGCUACGACCAUAUGUCGAACUAGGCAUGGGCGGCUUCGAGAAAAUCAGUUUGCUGAAGUGGAUUGGGAGGUUGAAGGGUGCGGGCUUUGGGUACUUUGUUGCGAGUCAGGAUGCGAGUAUGAGGGGUGGUGGAGGGGAGGGAGGGGAAGGAGGAGGAGCGUUUGUUUCGAGGAGGUGA
Messenger RNA from Cadophora gregata, 4293 nucleotides. RefSeq lists its product as uncharacterized. Gene Ontology annotation, biological process: amino acid activation for nonribosomal peptide biosynthetic process; methylation; secondary metabolite biosynthetic process. The record is from RefSeq and is a predicted model, not a curated record. Bases 1 to 4293 code for a protein of 1430 amino acids. Lineage: Eukaryota; Fungi; Ascomycota; Leotiomycetes; Helotiales; Ploettnerulaceae. Gene Ontology annotation, molecular function: phosphopantetheine binding; nucleic acid binding; methyltransferase activity. Gene Ontology annotation, cellular component: cytoplasm. The transcript has 2 exons.